Messenger RNA from Pyricularia grisea, 351 nucleotides. RefSeq lists its product as uncharacterized. The record is from RefSeq and is a predicted model, not a curated record. The transcript has a single exon. Bases 1 to 351 code for a protein of 116 amino acids. NCBI's taxonomy places the organism in Eukaryota, Fungi, Ascomycota, Sordariomycetes, Magnaporthales, Pyriculariaceae.
AUGAACGUGCCCAAGCAAAUCGGCAAAGACUCAAAGGAGGCGCAGGGAAGCAGAAGUUCCCCCAUUACUUGCACCUGCGGAAAAUGCUUUAACGCAAUGUCUGCAUUUGGACAGCACUGGCAAGAUUCGCCCAAACACAACGAUGAGGUGCCGCCCAACGAGUUUCUGAGGGUUGACCAAGGCAAGGCAAGCAUUCAGUACAAUUUCACUUCUACGAAUUCCUGGUCUUCACUCUAUACUCCGGAAGCGACAAAUUGUAAAAGAAAUGCUGACUUAUCUGGAUUUCAGAAGCAAACAACUGCUUAUGACAAGGUAAACCUUUUUCUUUGCGGUAGCUUUUAUCUUGGAUAA